This is a messenger RNA of Exserohilum turcica Et28A, 688 nucleotides long. RefSeq lists its product as uncharacterized. The record is from RefSeq and is a predicted model, not a curated record. NCBI's taxonomy places the organism in Eukaryota, Fungi, Ascomycota, Dothideomycetes, Pleosporales, Pleosporaceae. The transcript is spliced from 2 exons. The coding region runs from base 111 to 455 and encodes 114 amino acids.
UCCUUGACAACCUGCCAAACACUACAUACAUAUUCGUGGUCUUGGCCGUCUGGCACGACUCUUUUCUUACACUGCCUCGCAAUCCACCAAGUCCACAGUCACUACCCAAGAUGCAUUUCCCAUCUCUCGUUACAGCACUGCUCUUCACCACGGCUGCCCUCGCAACACCCUACCCAUGGGCCCAGCCCCAGAGCGGCGUCCUUACUAGCGCAAAGGGCAGCCAAAAGCCCAACCGCACCCACAAGCACCACCACCACAAGGAGCCAACGCCCAUUUUGAAACAGGCAUGCAAAUGCAACAUGCCCGUCAUCCCUAACAACCUGCUCAACGCCAACGAGAAGUGCCUGAUGAAAUACGCAGCGCAGAUGGGCUGCUACAUGAGCUCCAAGGGCGGAUGUCCUUCACCGCCGGCAGCGUGUGGAAUUGGCCCUCUGUCCGGUAUUCCGAUGAUGUAAUACGCAAGCAACCGUGCUACAAGUGUCAGACGGGUAUCUCCGUAAAAAGACGAAGAUUUUGAAUUGGAUAAAGCACAAAGUCGGUGUUUUUGAUGGGCAGUUCCAUUCCUUUUGAGAGCAUGAUAUCACGACGAGGUGGAUGAAAAUGGUGAGGAGAAAAGGGAUAUUUCCAUGUUUUAUGUUUCAACUUGAGCAUCAAUUGAAUGCUACUACUGCUACUACUAUUGAAUGCC